This is a messenger RNA of Oppia nitens, 1115 nucleotides long. RefSeq lists its product as uncharacterized. The transcript is spliced from 2 exons. NCBI's taxonomy places the organism in Eukaryota, Metazoa, Arthropoda, Arachnida, Sarcoptiformes, Oppiidae. The record is from RefSeq and is a predicted model, not a curated record. The coding region runs from base 38 to 1105 and encodes 355 amino acids.
UAUUUUUGUUGCUAUUGUUAAACAAAUUUACAGAAUAAUGAAAUUUCUAUCGAAAAUUUGCUCAAUUUCUACAAUAAUAAUAAUAUAUUGUUUGGUAAUUAUCACUGAAAUCGAUGGUCACGGAAGACUCAUUGAUCCGGCCUCGAGAUCCAGCGCCUGGAGGUUUGGCUUCAAAACUGAGAUCAACUAUAAUGAUAAUCAACUAUUUUGUGGCGGUUUUAACACCCAAUGGAAUAUCAAUAAAGGAAAGUGUGGUGUUUGUGGUGAUCCCUAUAACGGCCGCAGAGAUAAUGAAGUGCCGAACGGCAGAUACGCCAAACAGUUGGUCAUCACUCGUACGUAUAGGUCGGGCGAUAUAAUUGACGUCAAAAUCCAGAUCACUGCCAAUCACAUGGGUUUCUUCGAGUUUGGCUUAUGUCCGGCGCUCAGUAAGACUGUCGAAGUUAGCCAACAAUGUCUGGACAAAUACCGGCCUCGGGUACUAAACUCGCAGACAUCGGACAAAUAUAUUGUGCCAACAAAUCGGGCCGAAACCUAUCGGAUACGAUUGAAACUGCCCGACGGUCUUGUAUGCGAUCGAUGUGUAUUUCAAUGGAGUUAUACGGCCGGCAAUAACUGGGGUGUCUGUGCCAACGGUACCGGUGCUGUCGGCUGUGGACCGCAGGAAACCUUCCGGGGCUGUGCCGAUGUCCGUAUUGUUGCCGGUGGUCCGCACAGUGUUGACGCCUAUAAUACACCCGUUAGAAGUACAUUGUCAUCAUUACCACCGAUACCGUCGCGGCCACCGACACGACUGUCCUAUUAUGUACCGGAUUGGAUCAGUAGUAGUAGUACUACACCACUGAUAACGCCGACAAAGACAACUUCUUCAGCAAUAAUAAUAAUAACAAAACCAGAAAAUACUAAACAAAACCAAACAUUAUAUUCAUCGACCAAAGAGUAUCCUAAAGUGUUGCCGACGACUACAACCGAUUCAAAGAGUAGUAUCCAAACGGCUAUCUGUAGCGCAACGGGAAUCUGGACUCGAGUGCCAAAUAUGGACGACUGGUGUCUAACCAAUUGUGCCGCCAAUUAUUGUCCGCCGACUCAUUGCAAAUGUGUUUAAAUAAUAAUAA